Molecule: messenger RNA, 1607 nt
Organism: Macrosteles quadrilineatus (aster leafhopper)
Lineage: Eukaryota; Metazoa; Arthropoda; Insecta; Hemiptera; Cicadellidae
Exons: 4
Coding region: 80-595 (171 amino acids)
Source: RefSeq, a predicted model, not a curated record
CUCAAUAGUAAUCAGUUAUGAGUUGUCAGUGGUUGUGAAAGUUACAGAAUCUGUGUAUGGAAUUCGACUAACAGAGAAGAUGAGUCCCAACGGAGGGUUAUUGGUGGACUCUGACACGGGGGAGGUUGUGACUCCCUUGGUCCAGACGAGUCAACCUCUGCGGAGCUUCGGCGACGACGAGACUGGGGAACAGACACAAGUACGACUCGUCUAUCAGAGGUCCAAGUUUAAGGUGCCAAGGUCAGCUCUCAAGUCGCCAGUGUUUGACACAGCUGUUCUAGACUCCCCGAAGAAAGGGUCUGAAUAUGUCUGUGACUUGUCAUUGUUAGUGCUGCCUAUGCUAGUGGUGCUGCCAGGCUGGGCAACUGUCGUCUACAUCAUGGCGGAGGUCCUCUACCACAGCUGGAUGCAUGCUCAGCGUGGUCGCUCUUUGAUGGUCAAGACCCCAAUGAGGAUCAUGUUCAACGCAAUGUGUGCCGAGUGUGUGGCCGAGAAACAGAUGGAGAAAGUAGGUAAACUCCAGGACGAACGCACUCUACGCAUCAACAGCAGGAGAAUCCUCAGUUACAACUGUUCGCAAUUCGGUUGCUCUUAGACUCUUCAAAGUUUUAGUUUGGAAGUCUGUUCAAAAACCAUGUUUAGGACUGAUCAUUUGACAUUUUGCACAAAACUAGGGUUAGAAAAAGUUAAGAAAAAGACACAUUAAAACAUCAAAUUUGUCGUAUAAUAGGAAAUAGGAAUUGACAAAUAAGAUUUAAGAAUUCGUAGAUAACUUCUGUGCAAGUUGAUAGCGAAAAAAUAAUUUGUUUACAGUAUUUUUGUUUAAUUGAUAUUCUACCUUAAAUACAGUAGAUCUACUACAUAUACUGAAAGCCAAUUGGGUAAAUUCCUCAUUAAAACUUUUCAUUUUACAAAAGGUUGUUUGAGUUGUAGAUACAAUUUUACAAGAUAUUGGGAUAGUGUUUCGGUGUGAAACAUUGAAUGUAAAAAAAAAAAUAAUAAUAGGCCUAAUAAUUUUAGGGUAUGUGGAAAAUCCAUUGUAGACACAUUUAAAUUAUACAAAAAAAUUUGUUCUCAAACUUAUGAGUGCUAUUACUAAACUUUAUGAGGAAUCAGGACAUUGUUAAGAAGGGGAUAGUGGUUAUGAAGUUAUAAAUCCAAGAAUGGAUCACAUAAUUUAUUAUUUCAGGUUAAUGUCACAUCUAGUUUAUAUGGCCCUUCUAUGUGAUUAUGGACAAGCAAACAUUCCAUAAUACUUUUCAUGAUUGUCAACAUCACAAAUCUUUUUCUACUCGUAAUGUUUUUAUGGUGGUGAAAUUUACAUACACCUGAAAAUGUUAUUUUUUUAUUUAGGAAUCAAUGUUGAAGAGAAACCAAUAUAAUUUGGUAAAACUUUAGGGUUAUUAACAAAUUUAUGCUUAUUUUAUAUACCAACAUUGAGGAUAUUUUUUCAUUUUACACAGGGUUAGAAUCCCAAAAUUAAAAUAAGACAUUUUGUGAUUAAUUUUUUAUUAAGACUAUAGGUUGUUACUUGUUAGUUUAUAAAUAAAUAAUGAUUUGAACUGUGGCUAUAAAUGUUACUUAAAUAAAUUAAUCAAAAACUAAUC